Molecule: messenger RNA, 1800 nt
Organism: Myripristis murdjan (pinecone soldierfish)
Lineage: Eukaryota; Metazoa; Chordata; Actinopteri; Holocentriformes; Holocentridae
Product: TNFAIP3-interacting protein 1-like
Exons: 10
Coding region: 145-1068 (307 amino acids)
Biological process (GO): cellular response to lipopolysaccharide; regulation of transcription by RNA polymerase II
Source: RefSeq, a predicted model, not a curated record
GUGUCAGCUGCGUUGCGUCACAGGGGAACCUCUGGAGGCAUAUAAUCACCAUGCAGACCCACACACACUGUCAGAGCUCGGCGUGUGGCAGAUCUACACCAGCACCAGCUCUGUUGACAGCCAGCGUUCCUUCACAACAGCACAAUGGAGCGGCCUACAGAGAAAUGCCAGGCCGGUGACAGGAUUCCCACAGUGGGCACUGAGGUCGGCAAAAAGCAGACCACCAGACUGUAUCCAUCACUGCCGCACACAGAAAGGGUUGAGGGCGUCAAGCUGGACAACUCCAUCACAAAAAAGUUUCAUGACAACUGUCAGCGCGAGUCACUGCUGGGAAUUAUGACGACAGAAAUUUCUGCCGCCGACACUGACAGCACAAUGAAAGCACAGAUCGCUAUCCUGAAGCGGCAAAAAAGAGAGCUUUUUUCCAUUAAUGAGAAGUGGGCCAAGGAGUACCAAACCAUGGUACAGCAUUACAAGGAGAAGGUGCAGUGGCUAAAAGCAUUACUUCAGCUUGACAACAUUCAAAUGGAAGAGGAGGUGUGUGAAGCAGAAAAGCAAAGAGCAUUAGAGAAACAUUUAAAAAAUUCAAUGACAGUCAAAGACAGUAAAGAGGGCGAACAGAGGGGAAGCGGUGAUGUCAGCCCCGCGUUACUGAGAGCCGAGCAGGAAGCAGAGAGGCUGAGAGCGCAGAACAGCACGCUGACCAGAAGAGGGCAGCACCAGCACGAGGAGAUCAUGCGACUCAACAAAGCUCUGCAGGAGGCCCUCCAGACACCUCCAGCUCGAGCAGAGCACAGCAAAACACCAGAGGAUGUCUGGAAACAUCAGGCUGAGAUCUACAAAGAAGACUUUCUGAAGGAGCGGGAAGACAGGGAGAAGCUGAAGGGGAAGCAUCUAGAGCUGGAGAGGAGGUUCAGGAAAAUUCACGCUGAGCUGCAUACGCUCAAGUCUCAGAUCCCUCGGACUCCACCGUCACCCAAACCUGUCACUCAUUGCACCUGCACGUGUCGAGCCAACCAGGCACCCCGGGAGGGCAGCACUCAUCAAAGAGCACCCCUGAAUACCUAGCACCGCCGCCAACUUCAGCGGCACAAGCCUCAUUCAUAAAUAGGUCACACUUUCAAUGACAAGCUGUGAAACUCAAUUAUUAGCUCAGCGACCUCCUCAGGCUUUGCAUUUGAGUCAUGAAACAAUAACUAGCUACCUGAGAUUAUUUUAAUCUAUAUCUAUAUCUAUAUCUAUAUAUAUAUAAAUGUGUGUAUAAUAAAUUUUUGUGUAAUAAUCUUUAGUGCACUUUAUGGAACACUUUGGUACAUAUCAAAUACACUGAAGUGGAAUUGAAUACAUUAGAGUUCAUCAUUGACUGGAUGUGACUUUGCCAGUUUCUGAGGCAGGACGACGUUGAGGAAGUGGGCCCUGUUCUGUUUCAGUCUCUGGCUGACUGUCUGCUGCAGGUUCAGGAUCAGGUAGUUUUCACUGUGGUUGUAUACAGGCCACUCCACCAGUCCAGGCCCAUUGGGGGACCUACAGCAUGGAGAGAAGCAAACACUCACAGUAAAAUGCUCUAAUGGCCUGUGAACAAAAUACAACGGUGAAACUCUGGCCUACACAGCGGCUCAGUGGGAAAAAGAAGCGAAGAGUGAAAUGAGAUACUGUACCCGGUGCGUGCAAAGUUUGUGAUGUACGCCAUGGCUGUUUUACUCAGUUCCUCUUCUUCUUCAGUCACAAGUCCUUUGGGAGAUAUAUGUUUACAGUAUAAAUAAAACCUAUUGACACGCAUAAUGUCUAUCAAAGGGUCUA